AGGAUAUGUGUGUCUCUUUAGAAUGUGAGUUCUCAAAGGAAAAUUUCUGUUCAUAGGAAUAUACAUAGGGAUGCUAAAAACUAUCUAUGAAGGAGGCUAUAAAGCUAAACAAUUAUGAGAAUCAUCACUUCAUUUGUUGUUGUUCUCCUGCUCUGAUGUACUGUCCCUGCCAGAAGACACACCAUUAAAGGUCAGGCUGCAGACAACCAAGUCAAAGGGAGGAGACAGCCCAGGGGUGCCUCCUCCACUCCCCUCCUUUGCUCUCAUGCACAGCUCCACAUGGCUAUGGCUGAAGUCCUGGUACAUAUGAAGAUUACUUUCCUGAUGCUCUGCUUGGUGGUGUUUCUCUUCCUUUCUGGAUGGCCCCAGACUGGGCACUCUCAACACGACAGCCACCCAGAAGUGGUAAUACCCUUGAGGAUAACUGGCACUGAUAAAGGUAUACAGACUCCAGAGUGGCUCUCCUAUAGACUGCACAUUGCGGAUCAGAGACUCACUAUCCACAUGAAGGUCAAGAAGAUUUUCAUAACCAGACACUUCUCCAUAUUCACCUACACAGACCAGGGUGCUCUCAUAAAGGAUCAGCCUUUUGUCCCGAAGGACUGCAACUAUCAUGGUUAUGUGGAAGGAGACCCAGAGUCCCUGGUUGCUCUUAGCAUCUGUUUUGGGGGGUUGCAAGGAAUGUUACAGACAAAUGACACUCUUUAUGAAAUCAAGCCCAAAACACAUUCUGCCAAAUUUGAACAUCUGGUUUAUAAGAUUGACAGUGAGGAUACACAAUUCUCGUCCAUGAGAUGCAGAUUAACAGAAGAGAUAGCACAGCAAUUCCAGUAUCAAGAGCUUGAUAAUUCCAUCCUGAUGCAGAGCCAUUAUGAGGGUUGGUGGACCCACAGAUGGUACACAAGACUGGCUUUAGUUGUGGAUAAUGCACGACAUGUUUAUCUGGGCAGUAAUAUCUCAAACACACAGAAUGAAGUCAUCGAGCUUGUAAAUGUAAUGAAUAUUAUUUAUGCACCAUUGGACAUGGUCGUGGUUUUACCUGGAAUAGAGAUUUGGAAUGAACAAAAUCCCAUAGAAUAUGCAAAGAUGCCUGCUUACCUGAGUAGAUUUUGCAAAUGGAAAACAGACAUCUUUAACAAUCGCAUUCCCCAUGAUGUUAUCCAUCUUCUUGUAAGGCAUGGAUUUGGUUCAUAUCUUGGACUAGCCUUUCUUGGAGCAGUAUGUGAUAAUAGAUAUAAUUGUGCCGUUAAUAGUUUCAGGGAGAAAUCAGUGAUCCAAUUUGUAAGUACCAUAGCACACGAAUUAGGUCAUAAUUAUGGUAUGCAGCAUGAUACUCCAGGAUGUCGAUGUGCGAGUACAAAAUGCAUAAUGUUUCCAUCUAAAACUUCAUCAUCCAAAUUCAGCAACUGCAGUUACGACUAUUAUUGGACUACCACUAUAAAAAAGACCUGUUUGCGUGAAUUACCAUCUAAAGAUUCCUAUUUCACACGAAAGCGCUGUGGAAAUGGUAUUAUUGAAGAAGAAGAGGAAUGUGACUGCGGAUCUUUAGAAUCAUGUACAGAAGAUCCCUGUUGUUCGACAAACUGCACUCUUGUACCAGGGGCUGCUUGUGCUUUUGGCAAUUGUUGCAGGGACUGCCAAUUGGUGCCAUCAGGACAAGUAUGUAGAAAACAAAGCAAUGAAUGUGAUCUUCCAGAGUGGUGCAAUGGAACUUGGCAUGAAUGUCCAGAAGAUGUACACGUGCAGGAUGGGAGCCCUUGCUUGGGCAUGGGCUACUGCUAUGAAAAGAGAUGCAAUAUCCGUGAUGAACAGUGUAGGCAAAUUUUUGGCAAGAAAGCCAAGAGUGCGAAUGAGACUUGCUACAGAGAAAUUAACACCCGUGGUGACCGUUUUGGUAACUGUGGAAAUAAUAGCAGGUCAUAUCUAAGGUGUGAUAUUGACGAUAUUCUUUGUGGGAGGAUUCAAUGUGAGAAUGUGAUGGAAAUUCCCCCCUUGAGAAAUCAUUCUAAUGUGCAUAUAACUCAGGCACAUGGCCUCAAUUGCUGGGGUGUUGACUACCAUUUUGGGACAGUAACACCUGAUAUUGGUGAUGUGAAAGAUGGUACAGAAUGUGGUGAAGAGCGUGUGUGUAUCAAUAGGAGGUGUGUGCCUGUGCCAGCUUGGGAUAAAGAAUGUUUACCUGAUAUGUGCAAUAUGAAUGGAAUUUGCAAUAGUAAACAUCACUGCCAUUGUGGAAAUGAUUUUGCUCCACCAUACUGCCAACAAAAAGGCUAUGGAGGUAGUAUUGAUAGUGGUCCACCCCCUGAGAGAAAAAAAGAAGUUCCUAAAGUAAAAAAGGAGGAUAAUUCCUAUUUUCUCUUAUCAAUUCCACUUUUUGUUUUGCUUUGCUGCCUUUUACUUUUCUGUUGUUUGAUGAACAGAAAAUCUUCUGAAAAAGAAGAGCAAAAUGCUCAAACCUCACCUAACCAGCCAGCACAAAAUGUUCCAACUACCCGUAGCCAACCACAGAAAAAGGUACCUAAUAAAAAGUAGAGUAUUGUUUAAAUGCUGCCUAAGAAAGAUGAGUAAUUUUUCAAACUCCAUCUAAGAAAUAACAAUCAAAAUUAAAACUGAAGCUAAGAAAAAGAAAACAUUAUGUUUAAACUUUACCUAAGAAAGAAAAGCAAGCAAAAGAUUCAAAAUCACAUGAGAAAGAAGAGCAAAAACAUACAAUAUCAAAAAUAAAACUGAUCUGCAUUGAAAUUUCUCCUGUGUUAAAUUUUUGCAAGCAGAUGGCAGAAAUGUCAUUGCACAUGUCAUAGAAGACUUACUGAAAGUCCCAAUAAUUCAUUAUACUACAAUAUCAUGAACAUAGCUGAUAAAUAAAGAUAAAUCCUAACAUAUUAAUACUUUCCAUGAUUUUAAGAAAUUAUACUGGUUUACCUUUUAUGGAAUUAGUCUCUUUGUGCUUUCUGACCAAAAGCACCACAAAGGAUGGUUAUUGUUUGGGUUCCUUUGCUGUCUCCCAAUUCCAAAACUCCUUCUCUUUUUCAUUGUUUUGCCACAUGAUCAAUGGGAAAUGAUGAAGCACAUUGCUUCUUUGCCAGUAUCACCAAUUAUUUCCACCUAGAGUGGAACAACCAGACAGAUUACAAACCUAACAGGCCUGCUGAUUGUUUUUUUACAUCAUUGUUGCCUUAGUACCAGCUUUCACCCUGGCAGUGGCAGCUGCUUUCAGUCUGCACCUUAACACUACAUAUGAAUAUAUUUAAUAACUGCCUAACCUAUGGGUAUCGUCAACCUAGAGAUCUUAGCAGUUACCAUGUGAGCUCAGAGAACUCUCCCUCAAAAUUACAGAGAUUCUGGCAUCAAAUUGGAUGUACACUCUAUUCCAAAGAUCUACAUUAGAUAACCCCAGCAACUUCCCUUG
Messenger RNA from Oryctolagus cuniculus (rabbit), 3409 nucleotides. The record is from RefSeq and is a predicted model, not a curated record. Lineage: Eukaryota; Metazoa; Chordata; Mammalia; Lagomorpha; Leporidae.